Molecule: messenger RNA, 1227 nt
Organism: Lentinula edodes (shiitake mushroom)
Lineage: Eukaryota; Fungi; Basidiomycota; Agaricomycetes; Agaricales; Omphalotaceae
Exons: 10
Coding region: 1-1227 (408 amino acids)
Source: RefSeq, a predicted model, not a curated record
AUGGAACUUCAUGUAAGCUAUGCAAUAAUCUUCAAAGAUAAUUGUGUACCUGAGUCCGAAGGUGCGAAAAUCAACAACGGAGUACGUUUGAGGAAUGUACCCACCGAUACGUUCAGAAAAUGUAGCACGAAUUGGCCUGCAAUGACGGAUUUUGGCCUCGUCAGCAUUAUCACCAAUGAGUCGGCGCCUUCGAUUGUUUCAUGGAAAACGUAUGGUGACCUCCCCUCCCAUACUGGCACCGAACAUUCUUGUAAUUAUAUCUUGGUCAGUGGGGUCGAUAUCAUUAUCCUCCUUCCGGAAUUUGGAAUCAGGAUAUUUCCUAUUCAGCUUCUCGCCAGCGGUGAGCGAAAGGUAAAGGCUAGGAGAGAAACGGUUCUUCAAGUCCCUCCAGCGACACGCAAGCUUCUGGUUUCCGCUGUCCGCUAUAAUCAUGCAGCGAUGAGCUUGGGUAUGUCAGCGGAAGAGGACAGUGGAAGACAAACUAAUGCAGAGGUUGAAUUUAUUCCCAGCACGGUCCUUUCCAGCCGAGUCGGCGUCGACGGGAAUUUGCCAGUCGCCGGCCAAGAACUGUCGGCGCUGGAACCUGAUCCCUGCCUUGACGAGAUCGAGGUGAACGAAGUAAAGGGUUGCCAGAUGUUCGGUGUCAGUGUUGCCGCGUAUAUUAAACACAUAGUCGGAGCUCGAGACGGACGAGGAAUUCUCUUAGCUCGAGUCAUUGAAGAACAUGAAGACGCAUACGAAGAGAGGAAAGUCAUCAAAUGGCCCGUUAUGCAUGAACGUGUAUUUUCUGUUGACAGUUCCUUGUGUCCCUACUUCAAACAAGUUAAAGCCAAAGACUUCUCAACCAUCAUCCUCGUCAACGCCUCGGGGCACGAGUUUAUUCAAAAGCAGUUUAAUCAGCUCAUGCUCUGCCCUUACUCCAUGGGUGUAUACGCUGCAGAGACUACGGUGGCCAUUGGAUGGUUCGCUCACCGAGCCCUGCACCCUCAAAGCUUGCUGGACUCGUAUUCACCCUCGCUACCUGGAUGUAUAAGCUGCAGAAGCUACGGUGGCCACUGGAUGGUUCGCUCACCGUCCCCUGCACCCUCAAAAAUACUGUCCGACCCCAACCCCUACCUCUGCCGGAUUCUCUAUCUCCCAUUCGCCUGCACCUCCAUACCCAAGUUCACCCCUGCCCUCGGCAUCCCCAAUUUCAACAUAGUUUUAAAGGGAAAGAAGGACAGAUGA